GUAGUCCGCCCCCUCACAGAGUUACAAUCCCCAGCGAGGCUCAACGAACCCUAGAACGGUCUCAAUAAUACGUGUAUUAAAGAGAGCAUUCAACGAACAGGGGUUGGGGGUGGAUAACCGAUAUGGGCUGCGAUUCUAAACACAUUUACUUGCCAGUAAGCUCACUGGGACCCCAUGAAACUUCUGCGUAAGGUGCAAAAAAACCCCUAACUAUAAGCCCUUACAGGCAAGGUACCAGCCACUCCUCCUCCAGGAGGAGCCAAGGAACCCACAGCAGAUCCAGCCCAGCCCACUGUCGUAAGCGGCGGACUUGGGGGGCCGUAAAGCGACAGGGGAGGAAAUCCACGUGGGAAGCGGAGCAGGAAGUUCGGCAACAUGGGGAAGAGGAAAGCUCGCCGGCAGCAGCAGCUGAUCAGCAGCUUGAGUAAGAAGCAGAAGAAGCACCUCAAGGAUUUCGGGGAGGAGCACCCAUUCUACGACCGGUGAGCGGGGCUUGUUUGAAUAGCGUCUAAGGUGAAGGAUCUGUUUGUUGCCUGCAACGAUUUCCCUACAGUAGCCUUCCCUGAGUCGGCGCUCUCCUGGUGUUGUCGGACUACGACUCCCAUCGACCCUGGUAACUGGCCCUGCCGGCUAAGGAUGAUGGGAGUUGGAGUCUAACAACGUCUGGAGAGCCACAAUUUCCCCAUCCCUCACAUAGACUGAAUUGCUAAAGCAGACUGCUCCGCGGAUUUUGGCUGUCCUAAAUGCCCUUCUCCCCACGCCUGCAGCAUUUUCAGUGAUCCAUAGCUGACUAUAUGUCUUCAUUUUCAUUUUUCAAUGGCCUUUGCCUCCUUUCUUCCUGUGUCUUCAUCUCUCACAACUGAUAGAGAGCUGAAAGUUUUUAGUUAUCUGUCCCAGAAUGCAGAGGAUAUUGCCUCCCCAGUCAGAGGCAGUCCAGUCAGCAUCCAUCUGUAUUGGGAGACAAUGGAGGAAUGCACCUAUGGGGGUGACAGCAAACUGUUGGAAGGUUACAGAGCCUGCUGCUGCUGUAGAAACUAGUACUGGAGAGAUAAGUUUUGUUGCAGUUGGGGCAGAUGAAGGCGUCCGGUUGUGCUGCUGCAGAUGCACCAUUGUGUUUCUUCUCUCUGGGAACUGCAGGAGAGGAGUGCUGUUGUGAACAGAUACCACUUGCUGGCUUCCCAUGGACAUCUGGUUGUGAUCCUCAUACUGUGCGCACUUAUCCCACACUCAGCCUCUGUUCACUGUUUUUGCAUGGUUCUGUAGUGCUUCAAAACCCCACAAACACUACAGUUUGACAGGAGUGAGCACUGGGGCAAGAGUUGUGCGAUCCACCACAACUCUUUUAGACUGCCGUUGUAUGCACACUUACCAGGGACUAAGCCCUAUAGAGCUCAGUGGGGCUUACAUCUGACUAAACAUGCUUAUUAAAAGCUAUUGCUUGUACCCAGUAUAACUGUAUCUCUGGGCUCCUCUCCUUUCCAAUUAUUCAAUGCCAGAUUCUUCACAAUGUAUUAGGUGAUGCAGCAGCAAUAAUAAUCUGGGACUGAUGCUUUUUUUCCUUCAGCCAUUUGGGGCACAGAAAGGACAACUCACUUGGGAUGGUUUGAUCACAGCUUUCUGUAAAGUUUCCUCUUUUUCGAAAGGUGCAGUUCAGCUCCUUCCAGCUCCCAGGUGGUGUUCACACAGGUGUGUAAAGGCUGCACACAGUAGAGUGAUGCAAGCACUAAGGAACUCUUAAAAUAUUAUUGUCUUUUGGAAAUCUCUUGUUCUGGUUCCAAUCAGGACAUUAUAAGUUGUGAUGGGCAGCUAUGUGCAGUAAUUCUCAUGUCUUCUUGUGCUAAACUCUCCAAAUAUUAAAAGCUACACACCAUUUUGAUUAUUUUUAAUUUUUUUUCAAUCUAUGUAUCAGUCGCUAAAGAUAAAUUAAAUUCAAAUGGUUUCCUUUUAGGGUUUCUGGGAAAGAAAAACCAACUCAAAUCUGUGAACUGGUAAGAGUGACCCUACCUUUUUUUAAGCAUGCCUCUUUUUAUAUGGAUAAAUUAAUGGGAAAUGCUAAUGCAUGAAAACUGACUAAUUGUAUUAACACAGUUAGUUCAAAUUCUAUAGCACAUCCCUCCUCGCUGCCUUUGCUGUUUCCAUCCCUGGUUGCAGUGUAAUUCGAUAGCUCAGUGUGGUGCUAAUAGUGGCAAUGUUGCAGGUUCGAUCCCUGUAUAGGACAGCUGCAUUGUAUUGCAGGGGUUCAGGCUGGAUGAUCCUCAGGGUCCCUUCCAACUCCACAAUUCUAUGGUUUUAUGUGUCUGCUUUAGCGCCUGGUAUUUCACCCAGAAUUUAGGCUUCAGCAUAUCUUGUUGGACUCCACUCACAUCACCCUCAGCCAAGCACAGCCAGUGGUCGAGCAUGGUAGGGAUUGUCAUCCAACAACAUUUGAAAGGCCACAGGUUCCCCAUUCCUGUCCUAGCGCUUGUGACUUCAGAGAAAAGCUUGCAAAUCUGAAAAAGCUGGGGAAGGUUUGCAGAAGCUUGCAGUAAUAACAGAGUAGGACUUCAGCAGUCCCAUCCUCUGGCUCCAGCUCAUUCUCUAUCCCUGCCCCAACCCAUCCCGCUUGCACAACACAUUUCUGCUGUUGCAAAUGGGAAUUCCUUUCCCUCCUUCUUGCAGCUCCCCAGAAGCCCCAAACAUCUGCUCCAAUGAGUUGAGGGAUACUCUAGAGCAGAUAGGGGUGCAGGGGAAGAAGAGAAGUACUGUCAGGGCCCCUGGCGUGCCAUUGGAUCUCACCCAUAACUUGGAUUUCUUAACACAAAACUUGAAAUAUUUAUUAGCAGUUUAAGUCCCAUGGUGAGGCCUGAAUCCCUAUUGGAAGAGAUACAAGUGGUCCGCAUCAGUCUUCUCCAACCUGUUGCUUUCCAGAUGUUUCAGGCUACAGCUGAACACGGCCAGGAGUUGCCCAUCUUGAGGGCACCAUGUUGUAGAAGGACAGUCUACAUGCAUGAGAUCCUAAGUUUAAUCACUGGCAUUACCAGUUAAGAAGGAAACCCCUCAGCCUGUGAACUUUGGAGGGUUGCUGACAUAUAAAAGCUGGAUUUGGAUAGAAUAGUAUAGAAGGUAAUACUAGGCCCAGCAUCCAGUGAUCAGACUCUGUAUCAGUAUGUUUGCAUUAUACGUUAUUUUUUUUCCAUUUCUAGUCAGAAAAUUCUGAACAGUCAAGCUCAGAAAGUGACACAGAGAAUGAUUCUGAACAAGCCUCAGUAUAUCACAAGUUACUGGCCACCUUAAAAACUGCUCCGUAUUCGGACAGUGAGGAUGAUGAAGAUGAAUCAGAAGGAGGAAGCAACAAAGGUGAUUCAGAAGUGGGCAGUGAUGAUGAGUACGAAGAAGUUGAGGGAGAAAUGGAGGACGACGACAAUGACAGCAAUGCGCCUGACCCCCCAGAAUCAGGUAAUCCAGUGCAUCUCAAAUUCUGUAGACCACAGCUCUCAUACGAAUACAACCUACGACUCUUCUUCUUUUUGAUCUGGCAUAGAUCAAGAAGCACCACUGCAGAAAAACAGCCAAGAGGAACCUGGAGAUCCAGAGGCUUCUAGCGACCUGAAACAUGAAGCUACUGAAGAAUUCACAGACGUGCAGCACGAAUCUGAGUUUAGCCUGGAAACCAAUUUCAUAGAAGAAGAGUGCGGUGAUCCUUCUGCAGAUGGGAAAGAAAGCAGUGGUUCUGUAGAUAUUGCAAAAGGUAAAAUGCAUGGUCUUUAUAUUAAAUGUUUGUUGGGUGGGGGAGAGUACCUACAUACAAGCUUCUUGACAUCUCGAAGGACUGCCUUCAGCUCUUUGGACCAGUCUGAGCCCUGUGGUUGAAUUUGGAGGCCCUGUUCAUUGGCAUGCCACUAAGGCCAAUUAAACUGGCAGACACUAGAAACAGGUCCUUUUCAGUGGUGGCCCCUGUCCAAUGGAACUCCCAAGGAAUGUGUGGUUGGCCUCAUCUGUACCUGUUUAAAUUAAGAGGAUUUUUAUUAUGGUUGUUACUGUUUUUUAGAGUCUUGUUUCAAUUGCUUAUUGAAAUUUUGGUCAUUUUUAUGUCUUUAUGUUUUAAAAGGUUUAAUAAUCCUGGUUACUGCUUGCUGGAUUCUUGAUAUUUUAUAUGUAAUAUAUAUAUUAUUGUAUUGUAUUAUAUAAUUGUAACUGUGAUGGUCUUGGUUAUAGGUUCAUAGGUUGCUGCUUAGGGGAGGACAUUAUUCCUUAAUGUAGCCUAAGAACCUUGAGAAAUUGAUUUAAAGCAGAUCUGAGCAGCUGAUGAGCCAUAGAACCCGUCCGUUGCCUUCCACCUGAGGUCAGAUGAACCUCCUCUUUGUGCUGCCUGAUUAAAACUACACAAAGAAGAGUUUGCCAUUGCAUCUGGCAAACCACACAUAGCGAGCUGCGUUUAACUUAAGAGGUCAUCAAUUGUGCAGAUCAGACUUGAACACUAAUAGCUAAUUUGUUUUUUAUUGUCACUAAGUUCAGUUCUCUGGUGGUAGAAAAAAUCUCUUGCCAUUCCUUCCAAAACCUGCUUGGGUUUGCCAAACCUCUUGAGAAUGGGUGUUCCUUUUUUGAGGAAUGACAAGGCUUAUGUGUAUGCUCAUUGUAGAACAGAGGUGGACUGCACUGACUGAGGCAGAUGGGAGCUGGAGUCCUACCACAUCGGGGUGAGGCAGAAGUUCCCCUUUAGCCAUGCUGCUGUUUUCUGUACUAUAGAAUUGCUUUGUCAUGCAAGAUUCUUUUAUGAUUACAUUCUUCUUCUUCUUCUUCUUCUUCUUCUUCUUCUUCUUCUUCUUCUUCUUCUUUUACUGUUAGAUGCAGCAUUUGAGAUCUCUGACAGACCUCUAACAAUUCAUAAUUGCGAUAACAAUUUCCUCCUUCUGAUCAGAUUUCUUUUAAAAAUGUGUAGAGCAGAGUCUAGUUUUCAUAACAUUGUUUUUAUCUCUCCACACAGAUCCAUUUAAGUGUCAUGUCGAAGAAGAACUGGAAGAAAAACAAAUAGAUAAAAUUCUUGCAUGUUCAAAAUCUACCAGCCAAGUCAAGGUAAUAACGUACAUUUAUUUCAUAUUCACUGUGGUUGGUUUCUAUUCCUUAUUUGGUUCAAAACUUGCUGACUCAUCUCUGAAUGUGUUGUGCUCAUCCUCUGUAAAAAAAGAGAAAUAGGGUAUUUUACAGCGUAUCUGAGACUAUUAACAGGAGUUGUGUUUAACCUUAUGUUGUGUUUGUUUCUCCUUUCUAGUGGCCAGCACUGGGUCAGUUAGUGUUUUCUUUAAAAUUGGAGAAGUUUGGAAUGGUUAAGCCAGACAAAGAAGUUGAUUUGAAACGGCUUCAUCUUCGCAAGCCUUUAGGAUCUGCUUGGCCUAAAGUCAACAGCCCAUUCCUUUCCACGCAGGUGAAAUCAAAAGAUCAGCCAUUUACUUUGCUGCAGAAAGAGCUUUUCUGCAUCAUGAAUUCAUACAAGGACUUGUUCUACCCUGAGAGGACUGCUUUAAGCAAUGGGGAAGAAGUCCGUCAAGUCUACUGCCUGCAUGCCCUGAACCACGUCUUGAAGGCAAAUGCCCAAGUGCUUGGCAAUAAUGCCAAGCGAAGGGACCAAAAACCUGGGACUGACGAUGAUAGCUUCAGAGAUCAAGGACUCACAAGACCAAAGGUGAAAGGAUUUCCUUAAUUUGUCGUCAUUGCAUGGAAAACAUGCCUUGGUGUAUGUGGUAUUCCCUAAACAGAGCUGCCAUUGUACAGUAAAGGUGUCCCUUCAAAUCAGCCUAUGAAUCCCUGACCAGUAGGGGAAUGAUUAAAUCUCUUACAACUUGGAAACUGUAAGGUGCCCAUGCUUGGCCAACUGUCCAUGAGUCCAUAAUCAUCAUGCAAUAAGACUUCGAUUGAUUCCACCCAAUAUUUGCUUCUCUUGUGUCUCAAAUGAUGGACCAAUUUUCUUUUUGGACUUGAGUAGAAAACGUUAUUGGAAUCUCCAGGAUCUAUUCCUUGGGGAUGUUUAACUAUUGUAUCAUAACACUGGGUAUGUUUUUUGUUUCUUUGUUUGUUAGAUCUUCAUUUUAAUGCUCAAAUACCAGGGACAGGGAGUUUGAUAAUGAAUGACAAACAUGGUUCAAUAUAUCCCAUGGAGAAUGCUCCUAAUUUCUGUAUAGUUAUCUAGAACUCUCUCAUUCAUAUAUAUGGACCCAGAUAUUUUCUGAACUGCCUUCUCCAGCAGCAAUCUGCCUGCUCACUGAGAUUAUCAUCUGAGACCAUUAUCCAAUCCAACACCACUGGUCUGUGUGUCAAAUGAGGAGAAAACACCAUUUCAUUGGUGGCUCCUCACCUUUGGAAUGCCAUCCACAGGGAGACCCACCUAAUGCCCUUAUUACUGUGAUUUAGGCACCAGUCAUUUUUUUCUACUGUUUUCCCAUGCUUCUUAGAACGGUAAAUUUUAACACAACUUUGAGCAGCUCUCAUUUUCACUGGACUGUUUGAACAGACAAUUGCUGUUUUAGUUUGUUGUGCUAGUUAUUCUCAUUACAAUAUUUUUUUCUAUCUUUCUACUUUGUUAGCUGCCCUGGGUACAAAGAUAAAUUUAUGUUAUAGGUUGGGUAGGAUAUAAAUUCUGCAAAUAAAUACGUAUUUUAAGGAGUAGUCAGUCAGCUAAAGCUAGAUGAGGGGCACAUAAUUUUUUUAAUGGCUAGCCCUAAAUACCUACAAUAUAGCAUCUCACUCUCUGUGUGUCUUCUUUUGAAAAAUAUUUCUUGCUCAAAAUAGAUUUGCUUCUGCAUUUCCCUGCAUAGGUGUUGAUAGUGGUGCCCUUCCGGGAAUCUGCUUUACGUGUGGUGCAGAUUUUCAUCAGCCUCCUUGAAUCGACAAGUCAAAAGAAAAUUGAUGUUAGUAACAAAAAGCGGUUCAAGGGGGAGUUUGGCUCAGAUCCAGAAGAGAAACCGCCCAAUCUGAAAAGGCCAGAAGAUUAUGAAGCUGUCUUUGCUGGGAACAUUGAUGACCACUUCAGGCUAGGUACUGACAUUUUAAGAUCAGUCCUUUUGUGUUCUAAAAAAUAGUUCAAAGCAUUAAGCAUGUUUUACAAGUUUAGGGUUGUUUUUUUGAAUGCCCAGUGGAAGCCCACCAAAUCUCCAAAAUAGUAUUCGAUUUUUUGCGUAGAUUUUUCCCCCCUUGGUAAAGCCAACACUGUCUUGUUUUUAAAUGUAAUUCUCCCUCUUACCAUUUAGACUCCUUAGGGCUGCUUCAUUUAUAGGAAAAACAAUGAAGAGUCACUUGGCACCAAAUUUAUUAUGAUAUUUUGUGGAGUACAGUCCAUUUCAUCAGAUGCAGGAGUUGCAGGUGUGGUUUGAUGUGUAGUGCUGCAAACAGGGAUUUCAAAAGAGAAAGAUACACAAAGUAGUGGGGUUAGCACUUUGUGCUAUCUCAUUUGCUUUAGAUCUCUCUGUUUAUAAUCUUCCACAAACCAUACACACCCACACACACCUGCAAUAUUUUUACCAGUUGCCAGUGAUGUGGGUUUGCUGGGAAAACAAUUCCAGUGCCCAAAAAUGAUUUAAAUGUGGUUUAGCAUGUUUGCUUUCUGAUUAGUUAGUAUGCUGUAAUAACGUUUUACAAAGCAUGCAGUGUAAAUUUUAUACACUGAAUAACUAUCUCUAAUUUUUCUGUAGUUGCCAAAAUUAUUUGUAUGGAACAAUUUCCUUAGUGGGGAAAAAAUAGUCAAGUGCAAUUAAUGCAGCUUAGAUGUUUCAUUCAAAGCCUUACAGAUAUUAUUGAAAUACCUGAAAAUAUUUAAGACAUUAUAAUGACAACACCAAAAACUGUUAGCAUGCUAAUUUCAGCAUGCCAAAAGAGCUGUACAAUUAUAUUGUAUGUGCGUGCAUGCAUUUAUGCUUUUUUACGAAUAGUACUCUGAAAAACGUACAUUGCAACCUUUAAACUUUCCCAGUUUCACUACCAGCAUAUUUGUUCAUCUUGUUACUACGUAAUUUUGAGGAACAAUGCAUUUUCAGAAAUGGACACUCUUUUUCCAUGGAAAAUUCCAUUGCAUUGCAAACAGUUUGCAUGGAAAAUUUGAUUGCAGAACCAUUUUUUUAAAACAACAACAAAGGGCUCAAGCUUGGCCCUGCUUGUAACAUUGAGGCAAAUGCACAAGCUAGACCACAUUGUGUGGGUUGGAUGUGAUUCAAAACAAUUGGUGCUUCAGAAUUAUGGAUGAAGCUGCUGCUACUUAAUUGUCUUUCAUGCUCUCCUUCCUCUGCUUGAGACAUUGCUGCCAAGCAGAGUAGACAGUACUGGCUGAGAUGGGCCAGUGGUCUCAUUCGGCCAUAACUCAGCUCAGUGGAGGACCUUAUAUCCUGCUCCUUUUUGUUUCUUUUAAACUGCUCUGAUCUCCCUUGUCUCUCUACAGCAAGAUUGACUUAAGGUAACAAAAGAUGGUAGGGAGAUGCAGGCCAAUUCGGAAUCUCACUGAGCAUCAGCACUGAGAGCUGUACUGGAUAUACAGCUCCAGCAGCUACGGGCCCAACCACAUUGUGCAGCGUUGAAAAGUAGAUGCCUUGGUGUAUUUCCUCGCUGCCACCUACCACUGCCUAGCAACUGCAUCACUUGUCCUUCCUCCUCAAAAGUGAAGAAGAGGUGGACGUGGACUAAUGUGGAGCGCACAAGAAAACGCUUUGCACAACCAUGGGAAGACAUGCUCAAUAUGGAGAAAUUGGCUGGGACAGAAGCAGUAUGCGGCUGUGUCUUGUGCUGCUUUUGGUCCAGUUGUGCCUUUACCCUGCAUAAAGUUGGACCGUGCCCUGGUAUUUCAGGAGUCACAGAGAGUGUGUCCCCCUCUUCUCAAUCAGCUGGUUGUUGCUCUGUGCAAAACAGGAAAUCUGUCCAUUGGUCCUCUGUGGCAGUGCUGUGAUCUUUGGAAGACCCUUGAGAUCAUCUUCCGAGGUCCUCCUUUAUGUGCCUCCUCCUUGAGAGGUCCGCAGGGUGGCAACAUGAGAACGGGCCUUCUCUGCAGUGGCUCCCUGUCUGUGGAAUGCUCUCCCCAGGGAAGUUCGCCUGGCGCCUUUAUUAUACACCUUUAGGCACCAGGCAAAAACGUUCCUUUUUAACCAGGCCUUUGGUUGAUCUGAUUGAUAUCCUAUGCCCUUUUAAAAUGAGACCCCUGGGUAUAGGGUGGUAUACAAAUUCUAAUAAUAAAAAAUAUUAAUAAUAUUAAUAAUAAUUUGUGCCAUGCCUUCUCCUUACAAACUGGAAAGUGCCCAGGGAAGAGAGAAACUAGGAUAGUGAAGGGUCUGGAAUCCAUUACCUAUGAGGAACAGUUGAAAGAGUUGGGCAUGUAAAGCCUGGAGGAGAGAAGAUUAAGGGGUUUUGUUGUUGUUUAGUCGUCUUAGUCAUGUUCGACUCUCCAUGACCCCAUGAACCAGAGCAUGCCUUGGAAACUCUCACUUUCUUCUCAAAGCUUCUCCUUUUUUAUGUCCAUGGAGUUUUCUUGGCAAAAUACUGGAGUGGUUUGCCAGUUCCUUCUCCAGAAGGGGUUGACAGCAGUCUUAAAAUAUCUGAAGAGUGAUCACACAGAAAAGGGAGAAGACGGGUUCUCCAUUGCUGCUGAAGCCAGGACUUAGAAACAUUCGGAGAAGCUGCCAGAUGAUAAAAGAGCUAUCUGAGGAUGGAACAGACUGCCUUGUGUGGCAGUGGUGGACUUUUAUUUUGCUGGAGGUGUUUAAACAGAAGCUGGGCAGCCAUUUAUCAGGAGUGCGCCCUGCAUUGCAGAUUCUUCACUGAGCAGCGUGUUGGACUAGGUGAAUUCCCAGGUCCCUUCUAACUCUACACUUCGGUAAGCAUAGAGCAAAGCAGCCUGCUAAUCUACCACCAGCACAAGCACACCCCAGCUGCAAUGGUGUGCAAUAAACAUUGUGGAUGCCAAGGUGUGGAAGCUGCAAUAAUUGUUGUGGAGGCAUAGGUGGAGGCAGCCCUUAUUCUGGAGUCGUUGAACCCCUAACGAGCCCUGCACUGCGCUGAAACUAGAAAACCGAAAUCGAAUCUGAUGGCAGUGUUGUAACCGUCACUCUUCUUUGUUGCCCUUGAGGACUGGAGAAAGCAGAAAUUCAGUAAAUGAUCUAGAUGUUGUGUUCGUCUGCAAAAUGGUGAUUGUGCAGCUAGAAUGCCUGCGGCUUCCAGCUGAGCCCUGCUGUACUCUCCCCAGGUGAAGUGAGUCCAAAUGUUGGCUAAACAGAAAGCGUCAAGACUCUUCCAGAAAUUGCAAUUUCAUGCUGGUUUAUUGGUGCAUUAUGCAGAGUCUUUCCCUGUGGCUUGAUGUCUAGGACUCUUGCUAUGAGAGGGCUGCUUUAAAACUUAAUGUUACUUGAAGGUAUUGUCUCAUGAAAGAUAUUGCUUAAUAAUACAGCCAAGAGAUGCAAGUAGUGCGUCAUGACUGCCGCUGAUGGUUUCCUUUUGAUUAAGUCCAGUUGCCAAAUGGCUCCCUUCAGGAUUUCCCUUCCCUGUACGAAUGUGUCUUACCUACUUACUAGGCAUGCUGAAAGAAGCAGAGAAGUUCUCUUCACCGUAGUGACAAACAUGGCGUGUGUUCAUUUUUGUGAUACUGGUUGCUGCAUUGUCACUUAAUGUUGACCCUGUAGGUGUGUUUGGAAUCAGGGAAGCAGCUGAUCCCAAUUCAAACAAGGGAAUUGGAGGAAGGUCUACUAUCCAGUUCAUGUCGUUGGUUCCAUGUAUUUGGACCCACCAGUGGGCUUUACACCAUGGCGGUGGUUGCAUGGAAAUGGGUUGUGCCUCCAUUUAGGAUGGGGAACAUUUUUUACUCCAUGUGCCAGGUCUUUAUCAGGAUCUGCCUUGCAGACUUAAUUUGACGAGUGGGCAGGGCUGCCCACCUGCCAAAAUGCCUUUCACUCUGAUGGGAGUGAGAGAGGAGCCUUUGUGAGUUUCCCUCACCCUUCCCCUUCGAGUCUUUAGUCUCAUGCUGAUCUUGUUCUGCUGCCUAGGCUGUGCAUUUUUUGCUGGGAACAAGAUCAUGCAACUAGUGCAGGAUUAAACCCUGCCUGUCAGCUGGUGUCACCAGUGAUGUCAGCUGAUGGGUGGAUGGUCAUAGGUUUGGGGAAGAUGGCCUGGCAGGCCAAGAUAUGCUCAUGGGCUGGAUGUUCCCCAUCCCUGACUUAGGGCCUAUCCCAAGGGCAGCAUUCCCUCAUGGGCAACCCUAGCUAGCAAUGGGUAGGACCAAAGAAGAAGAAGAAGAAGAGUUUGGAUUUGAUAUCCCGCUUUAUCACUACCCGAAGGAGUCUCAAAGUCACCAACAAUCUCCUUUCCCUUCCUCCCCCACAACAAACACUCUGUGAGGUGAGUGGGGCUGAGAGACUUCAGAGAAGUGUGACUAGCCCAAGGUCACCCAGCAACUGCAUGUGGAGGAGCGGAGACGCGAACCUGGUUCCCCAGAUUACGAGUCCACCACUCUUAACCACUACACCACACUGGCUCUCAGAGACAAAAUUGGGCAGAGUGACACAUGUGAUCAUUGCUUUUUGUAGGUCAUUGCUUUUUGUAGCUGCAUCCACUCAGAGGUUUCUAUGCACACUUGCAUGCUCACCCAACUCACCCAUACAUACACAGCCAUUGUGAUCAGGUGCGAAGGUUGUGAUGGUUCAGAGAGAAAGGAACAACUAUACACAACCGUUCUGGGAUUCUGUGAAAUAAUGACUGUUGAAAUGACUGACUGGUGACUGACUUGCCUGUCUGUGUUUGGGCAGGCGUUUCUGUUCUUCAGAAGAGCAUACGGCUGUACGCGCCUUUUUACUCCUCCGAUAUUAUCAUUGCAUCUCCCCUUGGCCUGAGGACUGUUAUUGGAGCUGAGGGAGAGAACAAGAGAGACUAUGAUUUCCUCUCGUCCAUAGAAAUUCUUAUCAUCGAUGAGGCCGACAUCUACCUAAUGCAGAACUGGGAGCAUGUUUUGGUAAUGCAUCUCCUUACCCCUUCUUACCCUUUUCACUCAUGUAUCAUGCCUCACGAACAGGGUUCACAAGAUAGGUAAUGCAGUAAACAGCCAGCAAAUUUUAACGCGGGUGUUUAAUUUGAACUCAUGGGAUGGAGACAUGUGUUCUGGGUUUCUGAGUGCGGAUGCAUUCUUAAAAUUUAGCGAAGCCGAUUCUCCUUUUGGACUGCCUUCAACAGGCAAGGCUUCCCUCUAGAAGUAGCACAUUGCUUAGAAAUUCUCCUGGCAAGGCUUCCACAAGUAGCAAUGGCCACCAGCUUUAAAAAUAGGAUUACAGUGGUGCCUCGGGUUACAGACACUUCAGGUUACAGACUCCGCUAACCCAGAAAUAGUACCUCAGGUUAAGAACUUUGCUUCAGGGUGAGAACAGAAAUCACGUGGCGGCAGCGGGAGGCCCCAUUAGCUAAAGUGGUGCUUCAGGUUAAGAACAGUUUCAGGUUAAGAACUGACCUCCAGAACGAAUUAAGUUCUUAACCCGAAGUGCCACUGUAGUCAUAUCUGUGGAGGAUAAGGCUAUUCUCUACUUCCACUCUCAGAGGCAUUAUGCCCUGAGUACUGGUUUCUGGGAAUUUCAGAUUGGUAGAGUUCAGCUGUACUGAUGUCUGUGAGAAGCCUGCCAGCAGGACAUCUGGUUGAGCACUGUGAUAACAGGAUGCUGGACUCAAUGGGCCACUGGCCUGAUCCAGCCAGCUCUUCUGAUGUCAUGCUAGAAAAUAGUGGGGAGUUCUUUCUAAGGGCAAAUCAGUUGCAAAGACAUGGAAACUAUGAAAAGCAGCCUAAGCAGCUCCUGUGAUCUCUUCUUGUACCAUAUUAUUUCCUGUGGGCCAGUUGAGAACAUUAGAACCAAUUAAAAGAUUUCAUUUUGUAUGGUUUCUAACACUGGAUGGUUCAAACAACACUUAGAGCAAGCCAGGUGUCGAAUGACCCUCGUUUCACUAAACACAUGCUGCUGCAGUGAUCAUUGACAGUCUCUUGGAUGCUGCAGAACGAUUUUCCAGAAAUGAGCUUGAGAGGCAACAAAAGCCUCCUAGCAACAACAGCCAAAGAGCUGUUAGGAACAUAAGGAAGCUGCCAAAUACUGAGUCGGACCUUUGGUCUGUCUAGCUCAGUAUUGUCUCGGCACCAGGCGAGAAUGUUUCUUUAUAACCAGGUCUUUGGCUGAUUAAACAAUCUAUGGCCUUUAAAAUGUGCUCAUGGGAGGGGGGGUUAUUGAUUUGAUUGUUUUGUGUUCUCAUGUUGUAUUUUUAUGUUGUGAACUGCCCUGUGGUCUUUGGAUGAAGGGCAGUAUACCAACAAUUCUGUACUGGCUGGCAAUGGCUCUCCCAAGUUUUCAGACGCAUGACUUUCCUCUCCCUGGAGAUGCCAAGGAUUGAACCUACGGCCUUCUGUAUUCAGACUGGUGCGCUACCAGUGAGCCAAAUCCGCUGCUCAGUUUCAGCCAGGAAAGGAGUUUAAUAGUUCAGAUUUGCAUUCACGUGGCUCAUUUUAGUAUAAUGCACAAACUUUUCAGGGUUCUCUUUCCUUGAUUUUCCUCUUCCUGCAAACCAAUCCAGAUUGACGGACAUCUUCCUUUUCUUUUUAAAAUCUGCUCACAGCACCUGAUGAACCACAUUAACCUGUUGCCUUUGGAGUCUCAUGGGGUGGAUUUCUCGCGGGUGCGAAUGUUCAAUCUGAACAACUGGUCCAAGUAUUAUCGGCAGACGCUGCUGUUCAGCGCCCUCCAGGAUCCACAGAUCAACUCCAUCUUCAAUAAGCACUGCUUCAAUUACAGGGGGCAGGUUAGUGUUCACAUGUGUCUGUAGCCCUUGUAUAGAAGUGAAGAAGGCUUAUUGGCCUUCCAGCAUGACCUUGCAGCAAAGGGCAAUGGGAGGGUGUGUGCUUAUGGACUUACAGAUAAUAAAUCUUCCCAUUCCUAAUGUGUUUUAAUGUCUCAAGACAAGCUGACCUCAGAUUAUUGCUGCCUCCAGUUAUUACAUUUGUCUCCUGCUGCCAAGCUGAUAUUGAAGCUUGUUUGUUAAAAUAUCCCACCACCCCCAUUGUCCCGUUAAAGAUAUAAACCUUGACAGGCAUCGUCCUCAACAGUAAUGUCCUAUUUCUAUCUUCCUUGCACCAACACAAAUCUUCUUUGUUCAUGUAAAAUAAGGGUUGGCAACUAGUAUCCCUGGAGCCAAGCACAACCCUAUGAUGAGUACCCUCUGUCUCUCUUCCUCCCUUAAAUGGUAAUUUAUAGGUACAAAGAGAAAGCAUAGCGUGCAGGAGACUUUCCUGUAAAAGGAAGUGUUUCUUUGGCACUGGAUUCAUGACAGGAAGAAGGAAGUGUCUCCUUUCCCCACAAUUCUUGAUUUACUUGUCAAAUUCACCACUCUCCUUGACAAGUUGAUGGCCACUAGUUAGAGGGUUUUUUAAAAAAGGAUUAAGCCAGUUUGUGGAGGAUAGACAAAUGGCCUUAUUAAGUACUGCUAACCUUGACAGCUGAAUGAAGAGUCCUUUUUCACAGGCAACUUACCAGUUGCUAAAGCUAAAUAAUGAAGGUAGCUGUCAUCGCCAUGCCCUACUUGUUUCUAAGAGCACCCGGCUGUCCGUUGCUGUUGAGAACAGGAUUCUAAAGUAGACAAGGGGGACGUACAAUAAAAUGUCGCAGUUCCAGUUCUAUAUUGGUUUUAUUCUGCUUUAAGGGCAAUGGCAUCCUUCAGUGAAUCCUGGGAAUUGCAGUUGUUUGUUUUUAUUUUUUUAAGUUUUAAGUUUUAAUUUUUUUAAAAAAAUUGUACACUCUUUACACCAGAGGAUUUUACAACCAAAAUAAACCAUAAUACAAACAAGAGCAUGACUUUGCUUUUCAUUCAUGUUAAUCUCCUUCUUUUAACUCCUUGUUCUUAACCUCUUAAAUCACAUAUAUAUCAUUAACAAUUUUCCAAAUGCUGCCCUGUACCUCCCUCCCCCCGUUCCCGUUACUUCCCUUCACCCAUGUGUGAUCUUCUCAACCUAAUAUUUUUUCUCGUUGUGUUAACAAAAGUUUGUAUUUGUUGUUCCAUAUAUGUCAUGACAUCGUCUUGUAUCCUUGCGCAUUUUACCUAUUGCAUGUUAAAUUUAAGCUCCGAAACCAAAUCUUUCCAUGUAUUCCUUUAUGCACUCCCACUCUUUGUAAAUUUUUUGGUUGGAACAUGUUGCAGCUCCAGUUCAGUGUCCCCUUUCUCAAUAGGAUGUUCCAUUCUGUUUCCCCCUCCUGUGUAGUUUUCCAUUUUUCCACCCCAAGAGGCAGCCAGUGUUCUGGGUAUGCGAAGCACCCUCAGUCCUCAUUAGGCUGUUUUGCGUCUCUUAGUCCCCUGAGCAAGGAAAAUAUUGUUUAUAUAUUUGCAAACCUUGGGCAGAGGGAGCGUUUGGGUUACAUAAGCAAAUGGCACUCAUGCCUGAGUGCUGGUUAUAGAGGGAAUGAAGAACCAAACUGUUCCAAGCCGGUAAGCCAACUCUUAGCCUUUCCAUGAGAGUUGAUCUCAGAUGUAACCUGUCUGUUCUAACAUUGCCUUCAUUUGCCUGUUGUGUUUGCUUCUUGCAGGUAGCGGUAAGGAACAUACCUCUGAAGGGCUCUAUAAGCCACGUUGUAGUACAGCUUCCUCAUGUUUUUCGCAAGCUGGAAGCAGAAAAUUCCAUUUCUGCAAUAGAUGCCAGGUAAUGUGGUCGUUUCAGCUGUGCUCUUCUGACAUUAGGUUCAGAUUUGGUGCUCAGUAGAGUGUAGCAUUGUGGAAAGAGUGUGUGUGUGUGUGUGUGUGUGUGUGUGCAGGCAAUGGGCAGGGGAAUAAAUUUUUAAAAUCCAAGGAAACCAACACAGCCUGCUGAAUGGCAACAUUAUGCACACCAGAAUCUUCGGCUAACCUCCUGCGGUGCUAUAGAAACCUCAAUCCUAUAUACUAAUAGCAAACUCCUUCUCCUAGCACUGAUCUUUAUGCAGGCAAAACGGCACCAUCUGCAGACAAGGAGGAGGUGUCAGCAGGGGACCUCAAGCCUUGCCAAAGUGCAGUGAAUCUUUAGCCAGGGGGCAGGCAGGGAAGCCUAGCAGGCAGACCCCAGAAACAGCACAAUGAGGACUGGGCACACUCUGUAGGCAAAGAUUGCUACCUACCAGGACUCUGGGGAGAUAAUAAUAAUAAUAAUAAUAAUAAUAAUAAUAAUAAUUUUUAUUAUUUAUACCCCGCCCUCCCCAGCCAAGACCGGGCUCAGUGCGGCUAACACCAGAUAUAAAAACAAUGGAUUAAAAUACAACUUAAAAACAAGAUUAAAAUACAGCAUUAAAAUGCAGCCUCAUUUCAGUAGAAACUCAAAUCAAAAACUUUUUGGGGAUGAAAACAUCAAAUCUUUACCAAGGCCAACUAUCCAGACUGGUCCUACGUGGGCCAGAAAAAAGCCAGGGAAGUCCCCAAAUAGGGGAUUCCAUCACAGAAGGAAAAGGAAAGAGGGGAAGGGGAUCAGGCUGGUUCCAAGCCAAAGGCCAGGCGGAACAACUCUGUCUUACAGGCCCUGCGGAAAGAAAUCAGAUCCUGCAGGGCCCUGGUCUCAUGAGACAGGGCGUUCCACCAGGCCAGAGCCAGUGUUGAAAAGGCCCUGGCUCUGGUUGAGGCUAAUCUGACUUCCUUAGGACCUGGGACCACUAGGGUGUUGCUAUUUAUGGACCUUAAGGUCCUCCGCGGGGCAUACCAGGAGAGAAUAGAAAACCAGAGGAUGGAACUCUGGAAGAUGGCAACCCUGAACAACUCUGCACUGAAACACUCUGUUGCCGGUCCCAAUUAUUUUCCUUGGGCAUUAGACACUUGCCUUGUGGAGGACUCCUAAACGUUUCCUUGUGGUUAAGUGCUCUGCGUUGCAGCUGCAACAGCCCUCCCCAGUCUGAUGCCCUCCCAAGUGCUUUGGACUGCAUCUCCCAUCACUUGAGCAACAUAAUCACUGCCAUAGUGGAAAUUCCCCAGGUUCCCACUAGAGCUCACCCAGAAAGUUUGAGAGCCAAGUGCCCACUCAGUCUCCAAAAUAUCGUGGGGUGUCCUUUGACCCAUCACCAUCUCUCCGCCUAACCAACCUCACAGGGAUGUUGCAUAGAUAAAUGGGACAGGAGAAACCAUAUAUGUCACCCUGCGGUCCUUGAAGGAAAAGUGGGAUAUGAAUAAUAGUAAAAAUGCGGAGACUCCACACAAUGUUAGAUGCAGUUAGUGGUCUGUCUGCAGUGUUUUUACUAUGAAGACUCUAGUGAUCUGUGUAUAAAUCAUUUUUAUAUGCAUUUACGAUGUUUUUAAUAAGAAUUUUUAUUUUUUUCGCUAGAAAAUACGAUCAAGAAUAAGAUAGCCUGUGGUGCAUGUAAAAAAUAGUCAUAAAGACACAUUUGUGCAUAGCAGCUAAGGGGGAGACCCUCCUUUUGUAUUAAUCAGCAUUAAUAAAACCUCUCCCAAGUGAGAAGGGGGCGACGUCUUUCCCUUAUUCUGCUUAUGUAGGAAAUAAAUUGGAACUAGGCUCCUUCAAAAUGGUCCCUUUUGCAAUAUGUUGAGUAAGACGUGUAUUUACAACGUUAAGAGAGUGUUUGUGUGUGAUAUAUAUUCUACAUUUGCUUUAAGUAAGAUGCUGGGAAUUUUUUUAUUUUUGGAGCAGAAUAACGUGUUUCUGUUUCCUUAAGCAGGUUUCAUUUUUUCAUUGAGAAAGUGUUGCCCGAGUAUCGCGAUGCCGUCAUGUCGCACACACUCAUCUACGUCCCGUCAUAUUUUGAUUACGUGCGCCUUCGGAACUACUUCAAGAAGGAGGAGUUGAGUUUUGUGCACAUCUGUGAAUACACCAGUAAAUCUGGCAUUUCCAGAGCGAGACAAUUCUUCCUAAAGGGAGUGAAGCAAUUUCUGAUUUUUACGGAGCGUUUCCACUUUUAUAAAAGGUAGGCUGGGGUGGUCGCUAAAGUCCAAGUCUUUAAUAGAAGAGGGUGCAUGAGUUAUACUUGCUCCCCCCAAAAAUGAAUAAUGUGUCGUAAUUAGGAUUAAAUGUGGAAUUUUUCACACAGCACUGGAAGAUUUCUUAAAUGUGUAUUAUUUUCAUCACCUAUGCAGCACCAUCAAUGUAGAUGCUGCUCCGCAGAUCAUAAAUAUAGGCUAAAAGACAAUACACUUCUGGUUUGAUUUCUAAAUGUGUUAAUAACUGAUGUUUCUUGGGCUCAUAUUUCUCCCAUAGAAAGGUAAAAUGUGUCAUGAAAAUCAUUGCCAGCUGAUCAGUAUGUGAUGUUAUGUAUACUUCCAUUUGAACCAAACGUAUUUAAAACGUAUUUAAAUAAAUACGUAUUUAUUUAAUAACAAGGAAGGGCCAUAGCUCACUGGUUGAGAAUGUGCUUUGAGUUUAAUGCCUGACAGCUCCAGAUUUGGCUGGAAGAGACCUCUGUCUGAAAUCCCUGAGAGCUGCUCUUAAUCAGUGUAGACCAGGGGUAGUCAGCCUUUUUAUAACUACCGCCCACUAAUGUAUCUUUCUUGAUGGUAAAAUUUCCUUACCCCCAACCAGUGCUUGAUGGAAGAAGGAUUCUUCUUCCACUGGAACCAGUGCUUGAUGGAAGAAGGAUUCAACUUGUGCCGUAGAACCCCCGUAGAACCCCCUACCACCCACCUAGAACCCUGAAACGCCCACUAAUGGGCGAUAGGGACCAGGUUGGCAACCCCUUGUGUAGACAGUGCUGAGCUAGAUGGAUCAAAGGCCUGACUUGGUAUGAGGAAGUUUCCCUUGUUCCAGAAGUCUGAAUUAAGUGGUAAGAACAAAGGUGGAUAGAGAUGAUCCAGUUUGUCAAGAGGAGAAGGGACCUAGGGGAUGUUACUUUGCUGGUCCACUAGAGGAGUGAUUUUUUAAUAGGAAUCCACGGGGCUUCCUUAUAAAAAUGAUGCCACCUUUGUGAUCUUUGGGGCACCAACUGAAGCCCUUUUGAUUCACCCAAACCUUUUAAAUUUUGAAGGCUGGGCCUCUCAGCAUUUAUAUCUGUAUUUUAAUGGGGGUUUGCUUUUGUUUGCAUUUAUGUAGAUAUCAGUUUGAUAGUUUGUUUUGCAUUGCAUUGUUUUUUACUUAUUCACUGAAAGUCGACCAGAUAACUUUAUGAUAUAGGGCGUCCAACAAAUGCAAAACAUAAAGAAAUAAGGUGGGGAGGGAGGAGGUUCAACAAAUAGCUGCAGGAAGGUUUCUGGUAUCCAGAGACCCUGUUUUUUGGUGGCUAGCAGUCUACAGAAUCUAUUCCACCUCUCUGCAUAAUUCAACUUUUAAUCCUGCUUCACUGCCAGGGGGUGGGUUCAGGAAGUCCCAUUUCCCUUGUUGAAAUCCCAGGGGUCCGUUAAAUUAAAAAGGGGCUGUAUUCUGUUUCAUCUAUAAAGGGUUAAAGUUUCAAAAAGGAAUUUCUGUGCUGCCCGGUUGCAUCUUAAUCAUUUUGAGCCCUCUUGUUUGUUUGCUUUAUUCAGGUACUCAAUUAGAGGCAUCCGGAACCUUAUUUUUUACGAACUGCCCACCUAUCCCCAUUUCUACAGUGAGGUCUGCAAUAUGAUGAAGCUGGCAGGCAGCGAGGAAGAGGCCACCUUGACUUGCACAGUGCUUUACUCAAAAUAUGAUGCUCAAAAGGUGGCUGCGGUGGUGGGUAUCGACCGGGCGGCCCAAAUGCUUCAGUCUUCCAAAAAUGUGCACCUUUUCGUCACUGGAGAAACAGAGUGAAAUAAGUGGUGGACUGAGAUUUAGAAUGGACUCCUUGACCUGUUCAGCCUAUUAUUUUGGCCUUGUGCUUCUUCCAGAACAAAUGUUAGAAAAAGAAAGACCGCAUCCACACCAUGCAUUUAAAAUGUGAUUAUACCACACGAGCAGUUAUGGCUCCCUCCCCCCCAAAAUAAUCCUGGGAACUGUAGUUAAGGGUGCUGAGAGUUUUUCCCCCCACAUUUGCUUUUAACUGGUUUGAAUACACUGUCUAAUACAAUACAGCUACAGUAGGGAUCAGCAGCUAGCAGACCCUGGCUCCAGUCCACCCCUCUAGCAAGCACCCUUUAGCCCUACAGUGGCCAGUGGUUGCCAGCUGUUCUUUAGGGUCUGGUCCAUCAUUCUCCACCUGUUCCUUGAUGUGACCUUCAGUAAAGCUAGAUGCUGACCAGAACACUGUGGUGCCCAGAAAAACACAGCCAGUCAGUCACUAACCCUUUGGAUAACUAUAAACAUCAAACAUGUGAGAAAUGUCUUGUUAAAAAAAAUAUUAUGGUCUAUUUGUGUUUUGCCAUUGCAUUUAUUAAAAAAAAAUUGUCAAACUUUUUAAAAUCUUUGUAUAGUGAUUGUGUCCUUUAAAUGUCAAAAUAGGCCUAUAGAGCUGUGGUUCACUAGUCUCCGCCAUUGCAUUGCUGUCUAUUUUAGUUUUAAGCUGAUUAACUGUUUCUAAUUCCUCUAGUUCAGGAACUAAACACCAAUAAAGAGGCAAUUCCAUUUC
Podarcis lilfordi (Lilford's wall lizard) is the source of this 20435-nucleotide messenger RNA. The record is from the annotation of a GenBank genome assembly. NCBI's taxonomy places the organism in Eukaryota, Metazoa, Chordata, Lepidosauria, Squamata, Lacertidae.